Nicotiana tabacum (common tobacco) is the source of this 1248-nucleotide messenger RNA. NCBI's taxonomy places the organism in Eukaryota, Viridiplantae, Streptophyta, Magnoliopsida, Solanales, Solanaceae. The record is from RefSeq and is a predicted model, not a curated record.
AUGAAUCUUCGUGUACUUGUUAUUAAUACGCGUAUUCAGCAGGUGGAUCCACAACAGGCGACAUUGUUGCGUGAUAGCGGUACACUUCCUUCAGCUGACUUGGUGAGCCCCCUUUAUUUCGGGGGUUCUGCCUUCUGCUCAGUCCGCUAUUCGUCGCCGGCGACACCGAUGGCCUUUAUUCAUUUGCAUCUCCUACUCUUCUCAUCUCAGCACUUCAAGAUCUCCGCUCUGAAGCACCCUGCCUUAAACCCCAGUAGAUUCUUUUUCACAGAGGCUCCUCCUGCUAAAACCAUAGAAGAAGAAUUUGGGGCAACUUUGACUAAGCAAGAAGAGACAUCUGACGUCUUCAAACAAUGGGGUUUCACAGAAAAUGACAUCUCCAAGAUUUUCAAGCGCCUAGCAUCUUCCCGCAGAAUGUCACAGACCCUUCUUCAAUCAAAGCUCCAGACACUCACUGACUUGGGCAUUACAUCCUCCCACCUUACAAAGAUUAUAACAUACCGUCCUGGUCUCUUACGCAGACGAAUCGAAGGUUGCUGGGAACAGCGCCUUCAAUUUUUGAGAAAUUUGUUUGGGUCAAAUGAGGUAUUUCUUAAAGCUGUUAUGAGAAAUCCAUCAUUGCUUACUUAUGAUCUAGACGACAAAAUUAGGCAUGUGAUUAGAAUCUAUGAAAAUUUGGGUCUUAGUAGAAGUGAUUUAGUAUCUAUGUUACUGGUUCGCCCUGAAAUGAUUUCAAGAAGUUCUGUAGAAGAUAAGAAGCUUGAUUUAAUUCAUAGAACGAAGGUGGAAAAGGGUUCCCGGAUGUAUAAGUAUGUCGUUGCAUUGAUUCUAGUUUCGCGGGUUGUAACUAUCCGUGAAAAGGUGGCUAAUUUGGUGAAAAACGGGUUACCGGAAGAUGAGGUUUUCCAGCUUUUCGGAAGAUCACCACUCGUGAGCACGCUUUCCAUUGAUAAAGUGAAAAGGAAUAUGGAUUUUGUAAUAGGCACUGUGAAGCUAUCUACCAGUGUAGUACUUAACAAACCGAGUUUGCUGUUAUUGAAUUUGGAUACCGUUAUUAAACCACGAUUUCUUUUAGGGGAAAAGAUAGAAAGUAUGGGGCUUCUCCCCCAGUUCAAGGGUCCUACGGUUUUCACAGCAUUGAGGAUGACAGAGAAGCGGUUCAUGGAGCACUUUAUAUAUUGUCAUCCGGAGAAUGCUAGGGAUGAGCUGCUGCCCUUCUAUAGAAGUGCCAAAAGCCCUUUAUCUUAA